CGUGUGACUGGUGCAGCUGUUGUUCUGUGGCAGAAAGCAGAAGAUGAGUUCGGGAAGGUGGACGCCAUCGUGGUUUCUGUCGGAGUCGACGAGGAGAUCGUCUACGCCAAGUCUACAGCCCUUCAGACGUGGCUGUUCGGGUACGAGCUCACCGACACCAUCAUGCUGUUCUGCGAGACCAGGAUCAUCUUUCUGGCCAGUAAGAAGAAGGUGGAGUUCCUGAAGCAGGUCGCCGUCACGAAAGGCAACGAGAACGCAAACGGGAUUCCUGCGAUCACGCUGCUCGUCCGGGAAAAGAACGAGAGCAACAAGGUGAACUUCGAGAAGAUGAUGGAAGCCGUCCGCGGAAGCAGAGACGGCAAGACGGUCGGCGUGUUCAUGAAGGACAAGUUCCCGGGAGAGUACAUGAAGAGCUGGAGCGACAUGAUCACGGCCGAGGGCCUGCAGAGGGUGGACGUCAGCACGGCGGUGGCCUACACGAUGGCGGUGAAGGAGGACGGAGAGCUGGCGCUCAUGAAGAAGGCGGCUGCCGUCACCAGCGACGUCUUCACCAAGUUCUUCAAGGAGCGAGUGAUGGAGAUCGUGGACGCCGACGAGAAAGUCAAGCACAGUCGUCUGGCCGAGUCGGUGGAGAAGGCCAUCGAGGACCGGAAGUUUCUGGGCGGCGUGGACCCGUCGACGGUGGAGAUGUGCUACCCUCCCAUCAUUCAGAGCGGCGGCAGCUACAGCCUGAAGUUCAGCGUGGUCAGCGAUAAGAACCACAUGCACUUCGGCGCAAUUACCUGCGCCAUGGGCAUCCGCUACAAGUCCUACUGCUCCAACCUGGUGCGCACGCUCAUGGUGGACCCGCCGCAGGAAAUGCAGGACAACUACAACUUCCUGCUGCAGGUGGAGGAGGAGCUUCUGAAGGAGAUGAAGCACGGAGUAAAGCUGUGUGACGUCUAUAACACCGUCCUGGAGUUCGUCAAGAAAGAGAAACCAGAUCUGGUCAGCAAACUGACGAAAAACCUCGGGUUCGCUAUGGGCAUUGAGUUCAGAGAAGGAUCGCUCGUACUGAACGCCAAAAAUCAGUUCAAGCUCAAGAGAGGGAUGGUGUUCAGCAUCAGUCUGGGAUUGGCUGACAUGAUCAACCAAGAGGCCAAGAAAGACGAGCAGAAAAAAUAUGCCUUGUUCAUCGGAGACAGCAUUCAGAUCAAUGAGGAGGAUCAAGCCACCGUCCUCACGCCCGUCAAGAAGAAGAUCAAAAACGUUGGCAUUUUCCUCAAGAACGCCGAUGAAGAGGACGAGGAGGAAGAGGACGAUAACGCCGAGGAGCUGCUGGGGAAAGGAGCUCGCAGCGCCGCCCUGCUGGCAGACAGAACCAGGAAUGAGAUGACUGCUGAGGAGAAGAGGCGGACCCAUCAGAGAGAGCUGGCCAAUCAGGUGAACGAGGAGGCCAAGCGGCGUCUGACGGAGCAGAAGGGAGGACAGCAGAUACAGAAAGCCAGAAAGUCGAACGUGUCGUAUAAGACCGUCUCCCAGAUGCCCCGCGAGAAGGACAUCAGAGACAUGAAGAUCUUCAUCGAUAAGAAGUACGAGACGGUCGUCAUGCCCGUGUUCGGCAUCGCCACGCCGUUCCACAUCGCCACCAUCAAGAACAUCAGCAUGUCUGUGGAAGGAGAUUACACGUAUCUGAGGAUAAACUUCUUCGUGCCGGGCAGCUCGCUCGGACGCCACGACGGGAACAUCUUCCCCAACCCCGAGGCCACGUUUGUCAAAGAGAUGGAGGAGCUGGAGUUUGACGUUCCUUUCAGAGAUCUCGGGUUCCAAGGCGCCCCCUACAGGAGCACCUGCCUGCUGCAGCCCACGUCUAGCUCCCUCUGUAACGUCACGGAAUGGCCCCCGUUCGUGGUGACGCUCGACGAGGUGGAGUUGGUUCAUUUCGAGCGAGUCCAGUUUCACCUGAAGAACUUCGAUGUGGUCAUCGUUUAUAAAGACUACAACAAGAAAGUCACGAUGAUCAACGCCGUGCCCGUCAACUCUCUGGACCCCAUCAAAGAGUGGCUCAACUCGUGCGAUAUCAAGUACACGGAGGGCGUACAGUCUCUGAACUGGACCAAGAUCAUGAAGACCAUUGUGGACGAUCCCGAGGGCUUUUUCGAGCAGGGCGGCUGGUCCUUCCUCGAUCCGGAGAGUGAGGGAAGCGGUGCGGAGGACGAUUCCGGGUCCGAGAUGGCGGACGAGACGUUUAACCCCUCAGCUGAUGAUGAAGAGGUGGAGGAAGAGGAGGACAGCGAUGAAGAUUACUCAUCGGAGACAGAGGACUCGAAUUACAGCGCGUCUCUGGGCAGCGAGGAGGAGAGCGGCAAAGACUGGGACGAACUGGAGGAGGAAGCCAGGAAAGCUGAUCGCGAGAGUCAGUAUGAGGAUACAGAGGAGACCUUAAACAGGAAGAGGAAAGGCCGUUCAUCGGCUCCGCCCCCCAGCAGCAAGAAGAAGAGACGACAUUAGAUAACACACUUACACUUACACUUACACACACAGACACACACUGCCAAAUCAGUCUCCCACAGUCCUCUGACUGCCCCACACACACACACACACUGCCAAAUCAGUCUCCCACAGUCCUCUGACUGCCCCACACACACACACACACACACACACACACUGUGUUUGGUGUAAAUAGUGUCGGCCAGCGCUGAUGUGUGUUGUAGAAUAGUGGUUUUCAUAUCAGCGGAUGGACGAACUCUCACUCGUCUCUCAGGUGUGUGUGUGUGUGUGUGUGUGUGUGUGUGAGAGCGUGUGUCUGGAGCAGUAGCUGUGAUGUAGUGUUGGUGUUUUAUGAGCGUUACAUGACACUCAUUCCUCAGCUCUUCCGGCUCAUCUCUCUCACGCGUGCCGCUCCUUUUCGUUUAU
This is a messenger RNA of Sinocyclocheilus grahami, 2895 nucleotides long. RefSeq names its product FACT complex subunit SPT16-like. NCBI's taxonomy places the organism in Eukaryota, Metazoa, Chordata, Actinopteri, Cypriniformes, Cyprinidae. Gene Ontology annotation, cellular component: FACT complex. The record is from RefSeq and is a predicted model, not a curated record. Gene Ontology annotation, molecular function: nucleosome binding. Gene Ontology annotation, biological process: transcription elongation by RNA polymerase II. The annotation marks the transcript as partial. The transcript is spliced from 21 exons.